AUGGUUUGUCAGAAUAAGUCCUCCACACGGAUCAACGAUGUGGUUCGGCCUGACUUGCUCUGCUCCCAGCCGGCUGCUUCUUCUCCGCUGCGGUUCGCAGCGCCGAAACCUGACCUCAGGGAUCUCUGCUUCGGGAGCGGCGUUGGACGGGGCUCUGUCCGCCUUCAGGUCCAUAUGUGGUGAUGAAGGAGUCUCACUGGGUGAAGCUGUCAGAGAACAACACGGCAGGGACGAGUCUGUGCACAGAUGUCGGCCUCCAGAUGUCGUGGUGUUUCCUCGCUGUGUGGAGGAGGUCAGCGCUUUGGCCAAGGUCUGCAACAAACACAACCUUCCCAUCAUCCCCUUUGGUACUGGGACGGGCUUGGAGGGAGGGGUUGGUGCUCUGAGGGGUGGGGUUUGCUUCAGUCUAAGGAACAUAGACCAGAUCCUGGACCUCCACCCAGAGGACUUUGAUGUGACUGUAGAACCUGCUGUGACUCGGAAGACUCUCAAUGCUUACCUGCGAGAUACGGGUCUCUGGUUUCCUGUUGACCCCGGAGCGGACGCUUCUCUGUGCGGCAUGGCUGCCACCAGCGCCUCCGGCACAAACGCGGUGCGUUAUGGGACCAUGAGGGAAAACGUCAUCAACCUGGAGGUGGUUUUGGCAGACGGGACCGUCGUGCACACAGCCGGGAAAGGACGCCGUCCCAGGAAAACGUCUGCCGGGUACAACCUGACCAACCUGUUUGUGGGCUCCGAAGGCACGCUGGGCAUCAUCACCAAGACCACGCUACGUCUGUACGGCAUCCCAGAGGCCACGGUGUCGGCCGUCUGCUCCUUCUCCUCCGUGCAGGCUGCUGUGGACAGCACCGUGCAGAUCCUGCAGGCUGGAGUUCCCAUCGCUAGAAUUGAGUUUCUGGAUGAUGUGAUGGUGGACGCCUGUAACAGGUUCAGCUCCCUGUCUUAUCCGGUCAUGCCAACACUCUUCCUGGAGUUCCACGGAUCGGAGCGGAGUCUGGAAGAACAAGUCAACAUCACAGAGGAGAUCACUCAGAGCAACGAAGGCUCAGACUUUCAGUGGGCUCGGGACGCGGAGACGCGGAGCCGGCUGUGGAGAGCUCGCCACGACGCUUGGUACGCCGCACAGGCGCUCAGACCGGGCUGCAAGGCUUACUCCACAGAUGUGUGCGUGCCUCUGUCACGCCUGCCUCAGAUCAUCGUGGAGACCAAGGAGGACCUGAUGGAGAGCAGGCUGACAGGACCCAUUGCAGGUCAUGUGGGUGACGGAAACUUCCACUGUCUGAUGGUCGUGGACCCGAGUGACCCGGAUGAGCUGCACAGAGUCCAUUUGUUCACCGAGAGGCUGGCUCGACGAGCUCUGGCCAUGGACGGCACGUGCACCGGGGAGCACGGGGUGGGUUUGGGAAAGAGACGGCUUCUGUGUGAGGAGCUGGGACCUUCAGGCAUUCAGGCCAUGCAGAAGCUCAAGAAUGCCCUUGACCCAAAGAACCUGAUGAAUCCUGGGAAAAUUCUGCUGCAAGGAGAAAGCUGAGGAUUCAGAGCCGGAGAAUUAAGCUGAAUCAAGAAGGAACGUCACGUUAUUGUAGAUUAUUAUCUCAGUGAUGUUUGUUUUAUUAAUUCAUACAGAAUGUGGUUUUUACAUGUGUUUUGUGUGGUGAAAACCUAACAAAUUUAUUGUUUUUAUUUGUGUGACAAGUCACAUAAGUCUUUGGAAAUGAAGGAAACAUUGUUAAAAAUUGUGUUGCAAUAAAUUCUUUGUUUUGUUGAAAUGUGGUUUGUGACAGCAGACCAGGAUUUAAUCAUCUAAAGUUAGAGUAAAUUCAAAGUAUUGUGUGGUGGUUGAUGGAGUCGAGGCUUGAUGCUCUGUCAGGAUCCGGAUCUUUUUCCUGAAUGCAAAUCUAGUGGAAACAUCAAAUUGUUCCUCUGUUCAGUUUUGCAGAAAAAUCUGAAUUUCUGUGUUUUUCGAAAUCUCAACCCAAAAAUGAAAAAGAUUAGAUGGAUGAAUUUAUCUCUGAGCUAAUGAUGUUGCAAUAAUAAAGUUGUUUGAAAAAUUCCAA
This is a messenger RNA of Oryzias melastigma (Indian medaka), 2057 nucleotides long. RefSeq names its product lactate dehydrogenase D (gene ldhd). Gene Ontology annotation, biological process: lactate catabolic process. Lineage: Eukaryota; Metazoa; Chordata; Actinopteri; Beloniformes; Adrianichthyidae. The transcript is spliced from 10 exons. Gene Ontology annotation, cellular component: mitochondrion. The record is from RefSeq and is a predicted model, not a curated record. Gene Ontology annotation, molecular function: D-lactate dehydrogenase (cytochrome) activity; FAD binding; D-lactate dehydrogenase (NAD+) activity. Bases 38 to 1531 code for a protein of 497 amino acids.